AUGGAAAGCGAAGCAUCUCACAUAAUCUACGAGCAAAUUCAAAAUAAUCCACCAAAAGAUCGCCGUAUUUUGUCUAUUCAAAGUCAUGUUGUACAUGGAUACGUUGGCAACAAGUGUAGUGUUUUUCCAAUGCAGCUUCAUGGUUAUGAAGUGGAUCCGAUAAAUUCGGUACAAUUUUCCAAUCAUUCAGCAUAUAAACUGAUGAAAGGUCAGACACUGGAUGGUGUACAACUGAAUGAUAUUUAUGAAGGCUUGAAAAUGAAUGGAGUUAACAAUUAUUCACACAUUUUAGCAGGAUAUUGCAGGAAUUCAUCAUUUCUGCAAGGAGUUAUUAAUAUAGUUAAAGAUUUGAAGCAUAAGAAUCCAGAUAUUCUUUUCUACUGUGAUCCUGUGCUGGGUGAUAACGGCCAUUACUAUGUCCCGAAGGAACUGAUGCCAAUCUAUCGUAAUACUGUAAUCCCUCUGGCUGAUUUGAUUACACCAAACGUUUUUGAAUUAUCUGAACUUUCUGGUUUGUCCAUAAAUAAUGAGCAAGAAUGUUUGGAAGCAAUUGAUUUAAUGCACAAAUCUGGUGUUAAAAUAGUGGUUGUGACAAGUGGCCUGGAAACGCCAACUACAAAAUUUUGUUAUGGAUCUAUUUACAGAGGUCCUAAUGAACGAGCCUUGCAAUACCGUUUCGAUAUUCCAGCAUUACCAGGAAAAUUCGUAGGUACAGGUGAUGUUUUCAUCAGCUUACUCCUUGUUUGGAUGGAUAAACUAAACGGUGAUAUUAUAUUGGCUAUCCAGAACGUUAUUAGCACUUUACAGGGUAUACUGCAACGAACUGCAAACAAGGCUUAUUUUCAGCAGAAUCCGGAAGAAUAUACUCCAACAUCGGAGGAGUUGGAGUUACAAUUGGUGCAAAGUCGUUCGGAUAUACUCGCUCCGCAAGUCACCAUCAAGUCAACAAGACUUCAGUAGUUGUAAUUCAUAUCUCAAUCUAUUAACGUUUAUUCCAGUC
Molecule: messenger RNA, 1000 nt
Organism: Loa loa (African eye worm)
Lineage: Eukaryota; Metazoa; Nematoda; Chromadorea; Rhabditida; Onchocercidae
Product: pyridoxal kinase
Exons: 9
Coding region: 1-960 (319 amino acids)
Biological process (GO): pyridoxal 5'-phosphate salvage
Cellular component (GO): cytosol
Molecular function (GO): pyridoxal kinase activity
Source: RefSeq, a predicted model, not a curated record